Messenger RNA from Cucurbita moschata (crookneck pumpkin), 684 nucleotides. RefSeq lists its product as uncharacterized. NCBI's taxonomy places the organism in Eukaryota, Viridiplantae, Streptophyta, Magnoliopsida, Cucurbitales, Cucurbitaceae. The coding region runs from base 96 to 491 and encodes 131 amino acids. The transcript has 4 exons. The record is from RefSeq and is a predicted model, not a curated record.
UAAUGAGAUAAAGAGCCGAAAGAAAAUGGCAGGGCAUUUCCACGGCGUUGAGCAGUGAGCCGAACACAAAGAACAACUCGAACAAUUGCGACAAGAUGGACAAAACUUUUACGGAAUCCAAACUAUGCACAGACUCUAGGCGCCUUCUCUUCGAUCGUCGCUACGGUUGGGUGAUUGAUGAAUGGAAAAAUCCUUCGGAUGAAGCUUUGGCCGGUGGCCGAGGAAUGUUUUGCAUUGCGCCCCUCGCGAAAACGCUGGUUAAUUCAGUCGCGCAGAUGGUUAAUAUUGCUGCAACAUCCACAGUUAAAGCUCUUGAAAACCCAGAGCUACUCUCACCUCAGGUACUACAAGCAGGUCUGCAUCAAAGGCUUGAGAAAUUCAUGUCGUCCAUGCAAUACCCAGCAUUCCGCCAUGGCUUCCACAAAGUAACUUCUCCUUCAGUUCCCACUAGCUCCUUGCAUUUACAGGAUGAAAGAGUUGAUCACAGCUAGCUGAAUGUAAAUUCAUUCUCACUCACUUGAGACUUGGAGAUCGAGGUAACGAGUUCGAGAGAGAUUAGGGCUAAUAUCAAAGUUGUAUCAGGUAAAAUCUCACGCUAUUAAUUGUAUCAAUUUAAACUCUAAAAUUUCAACCUAAGUACGAGAGUUUAGAGUUUAAAUUAAUUUAAUUAUUACUUUGGAGUUC